This is a messenger RNA of Fragaria vesca subsp. vesca, 965 nucleotides long. RefSeq lists its product as uncharacterized. The coding region runs from base 1 to 564 and encodes 187 amino acids. The transcript has 5 exons. NCBI's taxonomy places the organism in Eukaryota, Viridiplantae, Streptophyta, Magnoliopsida, Rosales, Rosaceae. The record is from RefSeq and is a predicted model, not a curated record.
AUGACGUUGAGGGGAAUGAAGCCCGGAAAAAGCCCAGUUCGCCUAUGGGAUUUUUUUUUUUCUUUUUUCUUUUUUUCUUUUGGCGGUUUGGAACAUCGCCCACACUUUCUCUCUUGUUCUCUCAACCUCCAUUUCGCCGACGUCGGAACCGGUUCCGAUGUGGUCGUGUUCCUGCACACAUUCCCAGAACUCGUGGCGCCACCAGAUCAUCGCCGUAGCCAACGACGGGUUCCGGGCGGCCAUUGCUCCCGAUUACCGCGGAAAGCAUUAAAGACUUGGAUCAAAUCUGAAACGCCUGUCAAGAUCGAAGACUUUAUAUGGCAAGACUUUCAAUAUUUUCCAAGUACUUUGAAAUCAUGUAUCGAGGAAGAGAGACAGACACUUCUCACCUUCAAACAUGAUGUUGUUGAUCCCCCUGGUAGGCUUUCUUCUUGGGUCGGUCAUGAUUGCUGUCAGUGGAAAGGAAUUUCAUGCAACAACCUUACUGGUCACGUUGUAAGGGUGGACCUCCAGAAUGAGUAUCCAUAUGUUGCAAAGACAAAGAGCCAUAUUCCCAACAUCUAGCUUAUAAUCGGUCUUACUUGAGAGGUAAGAUAAAUCCUUCUUUACUUAGCUUGAAGAAUUUACAUUACCUAGACCUUAGCCGGAAUGAUUUUGAAGGGAUUCAAAUUCCAGAGUUCUUUGGGCAGCUUAGAAGUUUGAGGUAUCUCGAUGUCUCUUAUGCACUAGGAUUGAACUCUUGUAAAAUAUGAUCCUUGGAGCCACACACAUGACGCACCAAUGUAUGGUCUUCAUCAUGUUCGUCAUAAAUUGGCUCCAUAUCAAGAUCACAUGCAGAAUCAACAAAGGUCGGUAGCUCGACCUUCUUUGCAACUAUAGGCAUGCUAGGUGUUGUCUCUUUAUCAAGACAAAGGUGUUCGACAAGUUGGUUUGCCUCUAGACCUCUUCUGGGAGUCAGAGUGAGA